Messenger RNA from Liolophura sinensis, 2567 nucleotides. RefSeq names its product vacuolar protein sorting-associated protein VTA1 homolog. Bases 125 to 934 code for a protein of 269 amino acids. The record is from RefSeq and is a predicted model, not a curated record. The transcript is spliced from 7 exons. Gene Ontology annotation, cellular component: multivesicular body. Gene Ontology annotation, biological process: late endosome to vacuole transport via multivesicular body sorting pathway. Lineage: Eukaryota; Metazoa; Mollusca; Polyplacophora; Chitonida; Chitonidae.
GGCGAAACCACCGAGUUUGGAGUCACUUCCUUCGACACUUAAGUCGGUAAAGCAUUACCUGAGGAUAGCUAACGAACAUGACCAGAAAAACCCAGUCAUCUCUUACUACUGUCGGCUGUAUGCCAUGCAGAAAGGAAUGGAGGCUGACAGAAAGUCCCCAGAGGGUAGAGCCUAUCUGGUGGGCCUCAUGGAUUACUUGGAAAAGUUUAAAACUCAGUAUGCUGGUGUGGAGGCUGUACAUAAUGAAAUAGUCGGUCAAGCCCACUUUGAGGACUACGCACUGAAGGUGUUUCUGUAUGCUGAUAAUGAAGACCGAGCUGGCAGAUUUAACAAAUCAGUAGUGAGGUCGUUCUUCACAGCAGGUCUUCUGUUUGAUGUUCUCAGUGUAUUUGGAGAGUUAUCUGAAGAUGUUCAGAAAAAUAGAAAGUAUGCUAAGUGGAAGGCUACGUAUAUCCACAAGUGUUUACAGAGUGGAGAGCAGCCUGUGCCUGGCCCAGUUGGAGGUGAUGAUGAUGAAAUUAUUGCUCCAGCUGUAGGAUUUGAGGGGGUACAGCCUGGCCCUUCCCACUCCUACCCAGACCCCACACGCAGUUCUUUUCCUGACCCCAGCAACCAACCUUCUUCAAACAACUACAUGCAGCCUCCUGCUGGAACAAAAGCCCCGCCCUCCACACCACAGGACCCCACCCAGGGGCUGACCGCAGAUGGAUCUGCCUCUGGGGGAUCUGCCUCAGGAGGUGUGUCCAACUCAACAGACUGGACGCCGCCCCCUAAUCCAGCCGGUAUCCAGCUCACUGCAACUCAGAUGCAGAAAGCCAUGAAGUACAGUAACUAUGCGAGUAGUGCUCUGCGAUAUGAUGAUUCUAAAACAGCCAUUGACUACCUGACAAAGGCAUUGAAGCUGCUGACAACUGGGGUGGAUACAGGGAGCUAACUCUCCGGUGGCAAAUUUUUAUAUCACUGUUUUAUACUGAAUUAUCUUCUCCUGGAUGUACUAGUAUUGUCUCAAAAUGCUGGACUUUCCAUUAUGUAUAUAUCAGUGAUGAUAAAGCUGUGGGAAUCCUCUUUAGUCAGUGUCUCUAGUGUCAGUUUGUGUUACAAGAAAUUCAUGUUAAAAGGCUGGUGAAAUCAUUUCAGGCCUUGUAGUUCGCAAAGCUGGAAAAGGAGACACGACUUUCUUUCUCUAACUAAAUAUGUGCUCUGUGAUAGUGAGCAACAUUUCUCUGUAUGAAUCUUUCUUAACCCAGAUGUCCAGAAAACUGAGCGAACAACUUAGUGUGUGUGCAAAUAGUCACUACCUGUGAUUUCAAAUUAUGUGUUAUUGAAACACUAUCUUAAUUCAUCAACCCUUUCGCAUAUGAAAGAUAAAUUUCAGUGCAAUUAUGCAAACUAAAAUAGUCUCUUUAAAGGGAUACAGAAUCGAUGCUGAUUGGUUAACAGUGAGGAUAGGGUUUCCUGGGUUAAACCCUUAAACUUUGAUCACGUUUGAAUUAAUCUGCGAUACCUAAAAUCAGCUUAGUCGAAGCAUAGCCUGGAUUUACCUGUCAGAAAAGAUUUUGUAUUCCUUUAAGUAAUAUUACCUGUAGAGAAGGUAGAUCAUUUUAUCUCACUAGGGUAUACAUGUAAAUAGAUAAAUAUCUUUGCAUAACACUGCGUUUCUUUCUGUGGACACCUACUGACGUCUGUAAAAUGUAAGAUAUUUUCUAACUUGUACCCAAAAUGCAGCCCAGACAUUUGCAAGGUGCUUUAAAAAUUUCAGCUCCACUUCUGUAUCCUCUGUUAUCUCCAAUAAUUUAAUCAGGAAGUGACAUACCAUAUGUAGACUUAUGUGUCUUGAUGUGAUUUUACCUGUUGUAGGAAAUUGUUUCCCUGUAAAUAUAUUGUGCUUCUUAACUAAAGCAGUGCAGUAUGAUGGGAUAGAAGAGCUGUAAAGUCAGUGCCCCCCGUAACGCUCUCUGUGUUAAAUAUGGCAUAAUUAAUAUAUACUUAUAUAAAACUGCAUAUUUGCCACUUUGUUAUAGCUGCUUGUUUUCCUUCCUUCCUGAUCUACAAAAUGCCUUUGUAAUGAUUACUUACACAUCCCCAUGUAUAUGAUUGUGUACACGUCUUGUCUGUGAUUGUGUACACGUGCCCUUGUGUCUGAUUGUGUACACAUGCCCUUGUGUCUGAUUGUGUACACAUCCCCUUGUGUGUGAUUGUGUACACAUCCCUUUGUAUAUGAUUGUGUACACAUCCCCUGGUAUGUGAUUGCGUAUACAUCCCCUAUAUUAUUGUAUACACAUUUUUUACAUGAUUGUGUACUUGGACACAUCCCCAGCCUCUUUCAAUAGCAUUACCCAUGUCUAUACUGAAUGUUGUGCCGUAUCCUGUGUUUCUGGUGAAAAGUGAACAAUAUCGAUUCUCUGUUCAGCACUAAACAGUACAUUGUGCACAAAACCUUAGCACAUGACAUUCACAUCAGCUUUAAUGUAGCUGAAUCUACCAAAUGAAUACACACACUGAUAUAUCACUAUGCUGAAUGUGGUGAAUGUGAUGUACAUCUAUUUUAUUUAAUAAAUGUAUUGCCA